Anoplophora glabripennis (Asian longhorned beetle) is the source of this 2778-nucleotide messenger RNA. Its product is annotated as zinc finger protein 90-like. Gene Ontology annotation, molecular function: RNA polymerase II transcription regulatory region sequence-specific DNA binding; DNA-binding transcription factor activity, RNA polymerase II-specific. Bases 747 to 1955 code for a protein of 402 amino acids. The record is from RefSeq and is a predicted model, not a curated record. The transcript has 4 exons. Gene Ontology annotation, cellular component: nucleus. Gene Ontology annotation, biological process: regulation of transcription by RNA polymerase II. NCBI's taxonomy places the organism in Eukaryota, Metazoa, Arthropoda, Insecta, Coleoptera, Cerambycidae.
GCGGGUUGUGUCUGGGUACUGUACGCAAUACAAAUUGCCAAAAAAUAGAUGUUGUAAGUGACAUUCUGGAAAUUGUUUUGCCGGAUGUGAAUUUGGAGGAAAUCUAUAAACAUUUCGUUUGUGAAGUAUGUUCCGUGAAAUUAUUUGCCGAUUUUAAUUUUAAGUCGAUAUGUAUAAACACGGAAGAUAUUAUUUUUCCUCAUAUUAUUGCCAGUAAAAAGGCACCAGUUGACUUAAAAGAAGUUUAUCUAAAGGAGAAGGGAAGUAUUCAAUUGAAUAUAUCGGAAGAUCAGAGAAUUUGCCGAUUAUGUUUUCAAUUAAUAACAUCUGGAUUUGUGUCACUAAAUGAAGUAGAUGUUGACAUAAUUGAUACAUAUAUACCACAAGUUAAUAUCAGUGCUACCAGUCAUCCUGUUAUAUGCGGACCGUGUUUUGAUUCACUUCGUACUCAUGGCAGUUUUUUAGGAAACUGUCUUGAUGCACAAGAAAGAUAUAAAAGUAUUGAUAAACAAUCUUAUAUUAAGACUAAAGAAAAUGAAAUAAACCUAGAAGACGAUUAUCAGAAUGUGCAGCAAAAAUGUAAUAGUGCUGAUAAGUCUUUUUAUAUUAAAUCUGAAGAGAUUGAAAUCAAGGUAGAGGAAGAUGGUGAGAAUAGUGGUUCAUCUUCAUACGACUUAGAUAAUGAAGCAAUUGAAAACAAGCAAAGAUAUCCUUCUGAAGACAUAGGAGUGGUAACGAGUGAACAUAUGCUUAAAUGUGAGCCUGGACUUAAUGAAAACUUUACAGCGACGAUGUCAGUUCAUAACAUUCAAAUAUGCAACAGUGAAAAACCCGAAUUUCAAAAGAAUGAUAAACUUAAAUAUGGGACUAGUAAUGUGCAACAUAAAAAUCCUUCAAAAAUCCAAAUGUAUAAGUGUGAUGGGUGUGAUCAUACAACUAAAUAUAGUUGGACUCUACAAGUGCAUCAGUGCAGUGUGCAAUUGCACAAAGACUCUAUAGAAGAGCAAAUGUUAAUGUACUACAACUCUUUGGGAAUCCAGAUGUGGAAGUGUGAUAUUUGUAGUUUUGAAACUAGAUAUAAGAAAACUCUAAAAGCGCAUAUCUUAUGGCACAAUGGUGGUUCAGACAGCCCAAUGUACAAGUGUGAUGCUUGCAGUUUUGAAACUAGUCAUAAGAGGUAUCUAAGCAUACACCAGUUAAAGCACAAAGACUCUUCAGAAGUCCAAAUGUAUAAGUGUGAUAUGUGUAAUUUUGAAACUAAAUAUAAGAAUGAUGUAAGAAGACAUCAGUUGUUGCACAAAGACCCUUCGGAACUUCAGAUGUAUCAGUGUGAUACGUGUAGUUUUCAGACUAAACAUAAGCGUAAUCUAAAAUUACAUCAGUUACGACACAAAUGCCCUUUGGAAAUCCAAAUGUACAAAUGUAAUAUGUGUACUUACGAAACUAAAUAUAAGUAUGUUCUGAAAAGGCAUCGAUCAAUUGAUCACAACCCUUUGGGAAUACAAAUGUGGAAGUGUAAUAUGUGUAGUUACGAAACUAAAUAUAAAAGAAGUCUAAAGGUGCAUCUUUUACUGCACAAAAACAUCCAAAUGUACAAGUGUGAUACUUGUACUUACGAAACUAAAUUUAAGAUUCGUCUAAAAAUGCAUAAGUUAUGGCACAAAGGCCUUUUGGAAAACCAAAUGCACAAGUGUGAUACAUGUGGUUAUGAAGCUGACUGUAAGAAUAGUCUAAAUUCGCAUCAAUUAGUACACAAAGACACAUCGGAAAUCAAAAUGUACAAAUGUGAUGUUUGUCCUUACGAAAGUAAACACAGGAGAUAUUUGAAAGGUCAUCAGUUAAUUCACAAAGACAAUUCAAAAGUCCAAAUGUAUAAGUGUGACGCUUGCAGUUAUGAAACUAAACGUAAGGCGUAUCUAAAAUUACAUCAGUUAAUACACAAAGACCUUUCGUAAAUUCGUUUAUUUUAUAUCGUGAUCAACUUGCUAGAACAAGAACAAUGAAUGGUCAUUGGUAAAUUUUAAUAACUGAUUUUUUUACCGAUGAUGUGCAGUCAAUCAUUUAAUGCUCUUUGAUACCAAAAACAUAUGUACGCAAAAAAUAUCUAACCCCAGAGAAGAUUCUUAAUAUUUAUCAAUACUAUAAUCAGUUGUAUAAUUUCUAAUUCUUAUUUUAAAUAGUUAUUAUGUAUAUAGUGUGGCUCAAUGUCAAAGGACGAUUAAUUGAGUAAUUCAGUUAAAAUAAAAUUUUAGUAUUGUUUCGGCGAAUAGUGGACUAUAAAAAUUAAAUGAACUAACAAAAAAAAAAUAGGAUUCACCUAUCUGGAAACUGUUGGUUUAAAAUGUCUUUUGCAACUUGUGGAACCACAUCGUAUUCAAAAAUUUCACCUGGCAAUCCCUGCAAUAAUUAUUGCAUUAAGUCGUCUCUUAAAAACAUGGCAUAACUUUCUCCAGUAAGGUUCCAUUCGAAAAAAAAUCGACCAACUACAGUCAUAUUUAUUAACCGCCCCACACAUUUAUUGUCCAUUUAUGUUGACUACUUAUUCCAAAUAGGUGAGGAUUUAUGUUAGAAUAGUAAUGAAAAUUGUGUUAAUUUACAAAACCGUUCUUGUGAAAAGUUGCUUCAUCUUAAAAUAAUACGUUGAUGAAAAAAUCAGGAACUUCUCGCAAUUUUUGAGAAUUUUGGUAUGGACGAAAUUUGUGUUUCUUAAUAAUAUGCCUAAUAAAUGUCUCACUAAUAUUUGUCUAUUAUUUACAGAAACACUAGUAGCAAUAAGGA